Loa loa (African eye worm) is the source of this 720-nucleotide messenger RNA. RefSeq lists its product as hypothetical. Gene Ontology annotation, cellular component: membrane. Lineage: Eukaryota; Metazoa; Nematoda; Chromadorea; Rhabditida; Onchocercidae. The record is from RefSeq and is a predicted model, not a curated record. The transcript is spliced from 3 exons. Gene Ontology annotation, biological process: vesicle-mediated transport. The coding region runs from base 39 to 566 and encodes 175 amino acids.
GUUUCAGAUUUAUUAACAAAAAGUAACUUCAUAAUAUAAUGGGAGCGGCAACAUCUGGAUUGCAAUCGCAAAUGCAGCAAGAGCAUGAUCCAAAUGCUGCUUUUCCUUGGUGGGUACGUUUUCUAGCGAAAGCACUUGGAGUACUUGGUGGAUUUGUCGCUAUCUUCUUCGCUGUACUUGGGUUACUUUCAUUCUCCGCAACCUGUAUCAUUGCCGUUCUACUACAGCUAGCAUUUGGUAUACUAACGGUGGCAUUAGAGGCUCCGUUUUGUUGUAUGUUUAUCGAUUUCAUUGAAAAAAUUGCGAUGUUUUCGGAAUCACGAAAAUACUGGCAGAAAGCAGCUCUUUAUUGCAUCAUAGGCGUGCUGCCAAUAUUGUUGUGCACUGAGCUAAAUACAGUACUUGGUAGUGGAAUGAUUUUUGCAUCGGGCACAGUUUAUGGUUUCUUAGCUUUGGGCAAAAAAGCAGACUUAUCAUCGAUGGGCAGCACUACAGAUCCAGCAUGGAAUGCUAAUGUCAACCAACAGCAGACACCGGCAUCCUUUGGAAAUCCGUCUGUAGCCUAAUUUGAUGUGUAUUUGAAAACUGAUCUCAGUCUUAUUACAUUCAGCAAUUUUUUAUUUUCUUUAGAGAAUACAGCCACUUAUUUUCCUGUUCUUUUAAUCUAAAGUGCUGGGAAGAAAAGUAUAAAAAUUUCUCCUUCCAUCAUGGUAUAUAAAA